AUGGUUAUUAUUCGUGCCAAAGUCAAAAAUUGUUCUUGUUGCGGAACAGCAUCACCUCAAAAAGAAAUUCUGUCGUGCACAAUAUUUCGUCAGCCUGAUCUUGAUAUGAGACCACCACCAAUGCAACGUCAGACAAUGGCUGCUUGGAUUGAAUAUUGCUCUCAUUGUGGGUAUUGUAGUGACAACAUAGACGAUCAGAACGGAACGACGCGCAAAAACAUUAUCGAGUCACCAGACUAUCAAGCACAGCUAUCUUCCAAUGAGUAUCCAGAAUUAGCAAAUCGAUUCCUUUGUUAUUCAAUUCUAUUGGAAAAUGAAAAUAGCUUAGCAGAAGCUGCGUGGCAAGCACUUCGAGCUGCUUGGACUUGUGAUGAUGCCAAUAAUCAACAAGGAGCAUUUAGUAGCCAACUUGGUCUCGAUCGAUGCAUUCAAGCUGAUGCAUUACGACGCGCAGGAGAAUUUCAACGUGCUAAAGAAUUACUUCAACAUCAACAGGGUGGAGAAGAAAGAAUCAAGAUUUGGUUUAAAUUUCAACUUCAUUUAAUUGAAUCGAACGAUACAAGAUGCUACACAAUUACAGAUGCUCAAAAGUAUCAUGAUCUUCACAUAGAAUAA
This is a messenger RNA of Rotaria socialis, 615 nucleotides long. The record is from the annotation of a GenBank genome assembly. Lineage: Eukaryota; Metazoa; Rotifera; Eurotatoria; Philodinida; Philodinidae.